Molecule: messenger RNA, 2697 nt
Organism: Musa acuminata subsp. malaccensis (wild Malaysian banana)
Lineage: Eukaryota; Viridiplantae; Streptophyta; Magnoliopsida; Zingiberales; Musaceae
Product: multiple C2 domain and transmembrane region protein 7
Source: RefSeq, a predicted model, not a curated record
GUUCAUCAGCGUCGCUCAUCCUUCCUCCUUGACCGCCCUCGCGACCUACGCCCGCAAUCUAUUCCAACUCCUUAUGUUCAUCAACCUCUGAACCAGAGAGCAGCAACUGCAGCGUCGAAGGAGCGGAUGACGCCCGAAACGACUCCGGCUAGGAUGUUUUCGGAGCAGCCGGCGGAGUUCCAGCUCAAAGAGACCAGCCCUUCUCUUGGCGGGGAAAAGAUCGUCGGAGGCCGGAGGAUCAAGGGGGAGAAGGCAGGUGCCUUUGACCUCGUGGAAAAGAUGGAGUACCUCUUCGUGCGGGUGGUGAAGGCGCGUGAAUUACCCGCCAAAGACAUCACCGGGGGCCUUGACCCUUACGUCGAGGUGAGGCACGGCAACUUCAAGGGAACCACGAAGCACUUCGAGAAGAGCCACAACCCCGAGUGGAAUCACGUGUUCGCGAUCGCUAAAGACCGGUUGCAAGCAACCUCCGUCGAGGUCAUGCUCAAAGACAAGGUCCUCGUCACGGAUGAUCUCGUGGGGCUCGUGCGCUUCGAUCUCAACGAGGUCCCUACGCGAGUUCCUCCCGACAGCCCACUGGCGCCGGAGUGGUACCGGCUCGAGGACAAGAAGGGGGACAAGGUCAAAGGCGAACUGAUGCUGGCCGUUUGGUACGGAACCCAAGCGGACGAGGCCUUCGCCUACGCGACGCACUCCGAUGCUACGCCGGCCGUUGAUGCCCAAAUCCUGAACAGUUACGUCCGCGCAAAGGUUUACCAUGCGCCGAGGCUGUGGUACGUUCGAGUCAACAUCAUCGAAGCCCACGAUAUCUUUGCGUCCGACAAGAGUAGGAUUCCGGAAGUGCUUUGCAGAGCGCGAAUCGGAAGCCAGAUGAUGAAGACGAAGGCGAUCCAGUCUCGGAUGCCGAUCUUCCGGUGGAAUGAAGAGUUCAUGUUUGUGGCCGCAGAACCUUUCGAGGAGCAACUAGUCCUCUCCGUAGAAGAUCGCAUUGGGCCCAGCAAGGAAGAGGUGAUCGCCCAUGUCCAUAUCCCUUUGACGUCCGUGGAUAAGCGCGUCGAUGACCGGAACAUCCGCCCGAAAUGGUUCAACCUCAAGAAGCCGGUGGUGGUGGACUUGGACCAGCUUAAGGAAGACAAGUUCUCCAGUAAGGUUCACGUACGCAUCUGCCUCGACGGAGGAUACCAUGUGCUCGAUGAGUCCACUCAAUACAGCAGCGACCUGCGACCAUCGGCGAAGCCGCUGUGGAAGCCCCCGAUCGGGGUGCUCGAGCUUGGCAUCCUGACGGCCGACGGGCUCCACCCGACGAAGACACGGGAGGGGAAGGGCGCCUGCGACUCCUACUGCGUCGCCAAGUACGGGCACAAGUGGGUGAGGACUCGUACCGUCGUCGACAACCUCAGCCCAAGGUUCAAUGAGCAGUACACCUGGGACGUCUACGAUCACGCCACCGUGCUCACCGUCGGAGUCUUCGACAACUGCCAGCUCGGCGAGAAGAGCUUCAGUUCCAAUGGCAACAAGGACACCAAGAUCGGGAAGGUAAGAAUCCGUCUUUCUACCCUCGAAACCGGACGCAUCUACACCAACUCGUAUCCUCUGCUCGUCCUCCACAACUCUGGCGUGAAGAAGAUGGGAGAGCUCCACCUUGCCAUACGGUUCUCGGUGACGUCAAUGCUCAACACGAUGUACAUAUACUCGAAGCCCCUCUUACCCAAGAUGCACUACACACGUCCAUUACCGCUGCUUCAGCAAGAGACGCUCCGUCAUCAAGCCGUCCAACUUGUUGCCGCUCGGCUGGGUCGAAUGGAGCCGCCUCUGCGGAAGGAGGUCGUGGAGUACAUGUCGGACGCUCAAUCUCACUUGUGGAGCAUGCGCCGAAGCAGAGCCAACAUCUACCGGUUGAUGUCCGUCUUCUCAGGCUUGGUCGCAGUGGGAAGAUGGUUCGGCCAGGUUUGCGCGUGGAAGAACACCAUCACGACCAUACUAGUGCACAUCCUCUUCCUCAUGCUCGUCUGCUUUCCUGAGUUGAUACUUCCGACGGUCUUCCUCUACAUGUUUGUUAUAGGGGUUUGGAACUACCGGUUCCGCCCUCGCAAACCGCCCCACAUGAACACGAAGAUCUCCAACGUCGAGCAAGUGCACCCCGAUGAACUCGACGAAGAAUUCGACGUGUUUCCUACCUCUCGCAGCCCGGAGAUUGUGAGGAUGAGGUAUGAUAGGCUGAGGAGUUGGGCCGGAAAGAUGCAGACGGUGGUGGGCGACAUAGCGACGCAAGGUGAGAGACUACAUCUGCUGCUGUCAUGGAGGGAUCCUCGGGCCACGGCGAUGUUCAUGGUGUUCUGCCUCUUCAUGGCGGCGUUGCUGUACGUGACGCCGUUCCAGGUGGUGGCAAUCGUGGCUGGGUUCUACGUGAUGAGGCAUCCAAGGUUCAGGCACAAAUUGCCAUCUCCGCUUGCCAACUUCUUCCGUCGAUUGCCGGCGCGGACCGACAGCUUGCUCUAGUGCAGCAGCAGCUUGAAUUGGAUGAUUUGUGACAGCAGCAGUCUCGUACUCGACGUGUUCCUUUCUGCUCUACGCUUGUAAUGUCGAAAUAGGCAGUGAUCGGUUCACUUUCUUGAAGCUUUGGUGUUGUAGCUUAUGAAAGAAGACUGUGUUGAGUUACACGGUAAACUUGUAGAAUCCUGAUGCAAUGCUUGUUUU